AUGAUAAAAUAUUUCAAUUAAAUACUCAAAUUUAAUUUCUGGAAAAAUAAAAAAAACUAUAAAUAAUUAUAAGAAAAAAUAGCAAUUCUAGCCUUCGAAAACCCAUAAAACGCAUGGGAAAUAAUAUUCAAAUUAGGCUUUGAUUUGCAUUUAGAUUUAAUAGGCUGGAUAUAAGGAGAAAAUCCAAUUUUAUUAUAACAAAAUCUGCUUAACUAAUUAAUAAAAUUAAUCCAAAUAGAAAUAUGUAAAGAGACGAAAUAAGUACUUCAUUAUAAUCCAACAAACAUUCGCUUUAUUCAAUCCUCUAAUAAUAUAAUACCUUUACAUGAAAACAUAUUACAACCAAUUGGUUAUUUACAUGAAUCGAGUACUAUGUAGUAUAAUAGACUUAUUUCUGUAUGUUCUUUAAGGGAUAUAAGAUAUUCUUGGGCUUUAAUAAAGCUUUUAAAUAAGCUAUUAUAAAAAAGUAUCUUUUUUAUUAAUAUGGACUCAAAAUGUGAACCAUUGGAUUAUUAAAUUUUCAAUUUUUAGAAUUAAAAUAAUAACGCUUUUAUAACUUUGUCAAUGUCUACAUAAUUUUCUAAUUAUAGAGUUUUAUGUAUGAACCCUAUUAAAAAUGAUCUCGCUUAGAAAGUAUUGAAUAAAACUGCCCUUAGGAGAGAUUAGGUGCCUAAAGUUUAAGUUGAAAGAUUAAAAUUGUAAGAUUAGAUAGAUUUUUAAAAAAACUAAGGCUAGAAUUUAAAUUAUAAUAAUACAAAUAAUAAUUAAUAUUAAGAUUAAAAAGCAUAAACUCAUAAAAAUAUUGCUACUUAAUUAUAAAAAGAAGAUUUUAUUUUUACUAAAGCCUAUGAAUAAAUAAAAGAUAUUCCAAUUACAUAAUUAAGACCUGUUAAACCUACUGGAACAGAUCCUUUUAUUGCUUUUGAAAUAAUUUUCAAAGGAGAAUUAGUUAUGGGCGAAUCAGGUCCUUAUAGGUAAUUUUUUGCAGAUAUAUCUUCCGAAUUAUAACCUAAUGUAUUAUCUUCUCAUAAACGUCAAUUAAAUUUAUUAUGUCCAUCAACCAAUAAUUUAUCUAAAAUGGGUGAUUCUCGUGAAAAAUACGUAAUUAAUCCAUCUGCUAAAAGCUCUUAUUAAUUAUAACUUUUUGAGUUUCUCGGAAUUUUAAUGGGUGAAUGUAUACGCACAGGGACCCAUUUAACAUUAGAUUUACCUCGAAUUUUAUGGAAAUAGCUUGUCAGUUAACAAGUUACAUUGGAAGAUUUGGAAGAAAUCGAUAAACCUGUAUUUGAUUUAAUUAAAUUUAUUGAAAAUUGUGAAAAAGAAGUCUUUGAGUAGUCCUUUUUCGAAACCUACACUACUACACUAAGCGAUAUGUCGACUAUAGAAUUAAUUAGAGAUGGUUCUAAAAUAUAGGUUGGGUAUGAAGACAGACUUGAUUAUAUAGCUAAAUUAGUCGAAGCCAAAAUAGGUGAAAGUUAAUUACAAAUUCAUGCUAUUAAAAAUGGUUUAAAUUAAAUCGUGCCUUUACCAUUGUUAAACUUGGUGGAUGCUUCGGAUUUAGAAAUGUGGGUUUGUGGAAAGAAAAAUGUGGAUUUCGAUUUACUUAAAAGACAUACAAUUUAUAGUGGAAAUUUAAACGAAAACACACCCCAUGUGAAAAUGCUUUGGGAGGUUUUGCAUGAAUUAAAUCAUACGGAAUCUCUUAGGUUUGUCAAGUUUUGCUGGGGAUAGGAAAGAUUGCCACCUAAUGAUGAGGAAUUCGAAAGAAAUUAAACUAGAUUUAUGAUUAAACCGGCUACUUAUUCAAGCUCGAAUUCUGAUAAAUUACUACCAAAAGCAGAUACAUGCUUUUUUAAUUUAGAACUACCAGCUUAUACUAAUAAAGCUUCGUUAAAAAGCUAGUUAUUAAUUGCUAUUAAUACAGAUUGUGAUUCUAUGAAUGCAGAAGACCCUAUUAAUUUAGAUCCAGAAGCUUAAUAUAAUAGACAUAGUAAUGGUGAAUCUUCUUAUGAGGAAGAAUGA
Ichthyophthirius multifiliis is the source of this 2022-nucleotide messenger RNA. RefSeq lists its product as hypothetical. Gene Ontology annotation, molecular function: ubiquitin-protein transferase activity. The record is from RefSeq and is a predicted model, not a curated record. The transcript has 3 exons. NCBI's taxonomy places the organism in Eukaryota, Ciliophora, Oligohymenophorea, Hymenostomatida.